Molecule: messenger RNA, 1874 nt
Organism: Danio aesculapii
Lineage: Eukaryota; Metazoa; Chordata; Actinopteri; Cypriniformes; Danionidae
Product: gastrula zinc finger protein XlCGF57.1-like
Exons: 3
Coding region: 144-1355 (403 amino acids)
Source: RefSeq, a predicted model, not a curated record
AAAAGACUUUUAUUUUGGCGUGGCGCUGUGACGUCAUUAAGCAGCGCCGCUCCUGCACUGUGAUUCAACUGGAGAAAGGAUAAAGUGUCCAAACACAGAGAAAAACUCCUGCUGAAGCGACUGAUCUCCACACUGUUAUAAAGAUGGCGUUUAUUAAAGAGGAGAGUGAAGAUGUGAAGAUUAAAGAAACAUUUAGAGUCAAACAGGAAGAUCUGCAGGAACAAACAGACCUAAUUGAAGAGAAUGAGGGGAGUAAAGAGGAGGAACAUCAUGUCAAAAUUGAGGAAAAAAAUCAUUUACAGACUGAUGGCAUUGUGAAAAGGAGAGACAAGAAUCGUUACACCUGCAUUCAGUGUGGAAAGAGUUUUGGAAGAAAAGACAAUCUUAAGACUCACAUGAGGAUCCACACUGGAGAGAGACCAUUCACAUGCACUCAGUGUGGGAAGAGUUUCUACCAAUCAUCAAACCUUAAUAAUCACAUGAAGAUCCACACUGGAGAGAAACCAUUUACAUGCACUCAGUGUGGGAAGAGUUUCAUCCAUUCAUCACACCUUAAUCUACACAUGAUGAUUCACACUGGAGAGAAACUUUUCACGUGCACUCAGUGUGGGAAGAGUUUUAAAUGCUCAUCACACAUUAAUAAACACAUGAGGAUCCACACUGGAGUAAAACCAUUCACUUGCACUCAGUGUGGGAAGAGUUUUAACAGCUCAUCACACCUUAAUCAACACAUAAGGAUCCACACUGGAGAGAAACCAUUUACAUGCACUCAGUGUAUGAAGAGUUUCAUCCAAUUAUCACAUCUUAGUCACCACAUGAGGAUCCAUACUGGAGAGAAACCAUUCACAUGCACUCAGUGUGGGAAUGGUUUUAGCCGAUCAUCACACCUUAAUAAACACAUGAUGAUCCACACCGGAGAGAAACCAUUCACAUGCACUCAGUGUGGGAAGAGUUUUAGCCGAUCAUCACACCUUAAUAAACACAUGAUGAUUCACACUGGAGAGAAACCUUUCACGUGCACUCAGUGUGGGAAGAGAUUUAAAUGCUCAUCACACAUUAAUAAACAUAUGAGGAUCCACACUGGAGUAAAACCAUUCACUUGCACUCAGUGUGGGAAGAAAUUCAGCCAAUUAUCACACCUUGAUCAACACAUAAGGAUCCACACUGGAGAGAAACCAUUUACAUGCACUCAGUGUGGGAAGAGUUUCAGCCAAUUAUCACACCUUAAUCACCACAUGAGGAUCCAUACUGGAGAGAAACCAUUCACAUGCACUCAGUGUGGGAAUGGUUUCAGCCGAUCAUCACACCUUAAUAAACACAUGAUGAUCCACACCGGAGAGAAACCAUACACAUAAACUCAGUGAGAAGAGUUUCAGCCAAUUAUCACACCUUAAUGAACACAUGAAGAUCCACACUGGUGUGAAAGAGUAUAUGUGCUUUGAGUGUGAGAAGACUUUUAUUAGAGCUUCAAAAUUGAGACUGCCCCAGACGAUUCACAGUGUUAUAAGAGGUUUAAUCAGUUAACACAUUUGAAAACACAAAAGAGGAUGCACACUGGAGAGAAACUGUACAGAUCUGAUCUUUGUCUACAGAGUUUCGUUCAUUCGGCGCAGCUUAAGAAACACAUGGACAAAAAGUUGCAUCUUUAACAUGAAUGCAGCAAAACAUUUUCUCAUGUGCAGAGGAUGUUGCGUUCCUUGCGUUGUAGUGAAUGGUGCCCAUGGAAUGAAUGGUGCCAUUAUUAAUGUGAGACAACAAAAAUACAAACGCAAACCUCUCCUGUAUUCUGACAUUCCAAUUCUUCAGAGCUCAACUAUCUGAAACAGUCAAGAGUAAGAGAAGAGCAUGAUGUGACCAGAAGAGGGCGCACAAGA